GCUCUGUAAUUUGUGGUGUGGUGGUAGGUGUUAAAAACUUAGGAACUAUUCAUUAUCCGAAAGGUGGCAAAUUAUGUGAGUGAAAGUGGACACCAGUGCACAACACAAAGUCACAAACCAUGGCUUUCUCUUCUCAACUAUGGUCCCUGCAGAGAAUAUGCUUGUUUGUUGUUGUUUUUCCACUAGUAUUAUUUCUUGCUCCUGUUUCAGCAGAUUGCUACUCAUCAAUCUUUAGCUUCGGAGAUUCCCUCACUGAUACCGGCAACUUGUAUUUCAUUUCACCACCGCAGAGCCCCAAUUGCUUGCUCCCUCCAUACGGCCAAACUCAUUUUCAACACCCAAAUGGACGCUGCUCCGAUGGCCGCCUCGUCCUCGAUUUCCUUUCUGAGUCUUUGGGGCUUCCGUAUGUGAAACCGUAUCUAGCUUUCAAGAAUGGAGCGGUGGAACUUGGGAAUAUUCAGCAGGGAGUGAAUUUUGCGGUUGCUGGAGCCACUGCAUUGAGCCGCAGUUUCUUUGAAGACAAGGGGUUUACUGUUGAAGUCACUACAAACUUCUCUCUCAGGGUUCAGUUAGAUUGGUUCAAGGAAUUGCUGCCUUCACUCUGCAAUUCUUCAAGUUGUGAAAAAGUUCUAGGCAGCUCAUUAUUUAUUGUGGGAGAGAUUGGAGGCAAUGACUAUGGUUAUCCCUUGUCUCAAGCAAACGAAUUUGAAGUUCCUGUUACAUACAUACCCCAAGUAAUAUCUGUAAUCACUUCAGCAAUCAUGGAGUUGAUUGAUUUAGGAGCUGUAACUCUUAUAGUUCCUGGAAUUUUACCACUUGGAUGCAAUCCAGCCUAUUUAACAGGGUUUGCAACUACAGAUGAAGAAGAGUAUGACCGAGCUGGCUGUUUGAAAUGGUUAAACAUGUUUCAUGAACACCACAAUGAUCUGCUUCAAAUUGAACUAAAUCAACUUCGUGUGCUAUAUCCUCUUACUAACAUCAUCUACGCAGAUUUUUUCAAUGCUGCAUUGCAGAUUUACAAAUCUCCAGAAAAUUUCGGGUUUGGUGGAAAUGCUCUAAAAGUUUGUUGUGGAGGUGGAGGUCCCUACAAUUACAAUGAUACUGCAGUGUGUGGUAACUCAGGGGUGAUUGCAUGUGAUGAUCCAUCACAAUAUGUUAGCUGGGAUGGGUAUCAUUUAACUGAGGCUGCAUAUAGAUGGAUAACAAAGGGUUUGUUAGAUGGGUCCUACACCACUCCUAAAUUUAAUUUGUUGUGUCGUACAAGUGAGACCUCAGAAGAUUUCAAUAACUAUGCAAUGAAAUGGCAAUGAAUGUAUUUUUCUUGUUCAAUGUUAAAAGUCCUUUUAUUUUCA
This is a messenger RNA of Lotus japonicus, 1352 nucleotides long. Its product is annotated as GDSL esterase/lipase At1g28600-like. Lineage: Eukaryota; Viridiplantae; Streptophyta; Magnoliopsida; Fabales; Fabaceae. The coding region runs from base 120 to 1310 and encodes 396 amino acids. Gene Ontology annotation, molecular function: hydrolase activity, acting on ester bonds. The record is from RefSeq and is a predicted model, not a curated record. The transcript has 5 exons.